This is a messenger RNA of Pseudophryne corroboree (corroboree frog), 7668 nucleotides long. It is a transcript of the gene ERCC6L2, whose product is annotated as ERCC excision repair 6 like 2. Gene Ontology annotation, molecular function: ATP binding; ATP-dependent chromatin remodeler activity. The transcript is spliced from 20 exons. Bases 144 to 4436 code for a protein of 1430 amino acids. The record is from RefSeq and is a predicted model, not a curated record. Lineage: Eukaryota; Metazoa; Chordata; Amphibia; Anura; Myobatrachidae.
AGGCUGAAACCGAAAGUAAAAUGUAUUUCCUUGGCAGGCUGCAGGCAAGGGAUCAUGGGAGCAGCAGCAGCUGGUUAUGUACACAGCUCAUCAUCAGCAGGAAUCCAUGAAGCCAAAUGAUAUUUGAAGUUUGAAAACUAAAAAUGGAUUUACAAGACUUAUGGAACACUAAAGAUAAGUGCUUUGCCCCUUACUCUGAAAAGGGUGAUCUUAAAGAAGCUGUUGUGAAGUCCAUUGAAUACAAAGAGACGGGUUUAUCUUAUGCAGUGGUUUUAUUUUCUGAUGCAACAGAAAAGAAGGUCUCAUUAUCACAGCUUUGUAAAUCCUCAGACUUCCGCAACUCCUGGAACACGUCAAUGUUUGAUGAUGAAGAUUUGGAGAAACCUAAUUUCCCAGACAGGAGACCCACAGCUCCUGGAGUAGAUUUCCUAUUAUCGAACACUGGGGUUGUUGUUCCUUACACUAUCAAUAGGUAUUUACGGGACUACCAAAGAGAUGGUGUCCAAUUCUUGUAUGAACACUACGUUCGAUCAACAGGAUGUAUCCUUGGUGAUGACAUGGGACUUGGAAAGACAAUACAGGUCAUAUCAUUCCUAGCUGCAGUACUAAACAAGAAGGGUACAAAAGAGGACAUUGAAAAUAAUAUGCCUGAGUUUUUACUGAGAGCAAUGCACAAAGAGCAUGCUACAGCAGCUAGUAAAAAGGUUUUUCUAAUUGUGUCACCAUUAUCAGUGCUCUUUAACUGGAGGGAUGAGCUAGAGACAUGGGGACAUUUCAAGGUAACAGUCAUUCAUGGAAGUAAAAAGGAUUUUGAGCUGGCACGAUUGAAACAGGGGAAAUAUGAAAUUGGUUUAACUACUUAUGAGACUCUCCGCCUGUGCUUAGAUGAGCUGAACAGUAUACAGUGGUCAGCUGUCUUUGUAGAUGAAGCACACAGAAUUAAAAAUCCAAAGGCAAAUGUGACACAGGCCAUGAAAGCUUUAAAAUGUAAGAUACGGAUUGGACUUACAGGAACUAUACUACAGAACAACAUGGAGGAGCUAUGGUGUGUUCUUGACUGGGCUGUGCCUGGAUGUUUAGGAAGCAAAAAUCAAUUCAAGGAGGAGUUUUCAAACCCAGUAGAACUUGGACAAAGGCACAAUGCUACCAAGCGGGAGCUUGCCACAGGAAGAAAGGCCAUGCAAAAACUGGCCUUGAAAAUGUCUUCAAUGUUCCUCAGACGUACCAAGUCUCUUAUAAGUAACCAGUUACCAAAAAAGGAAGAUCGGAUUGUCUACUGCUCUUUAUCAGAAUUUCAGAAGGCCGUUUACCAAACAGUGCUGGAAACUCAAGAUGUCAAAUUGGUUCUUCAUGGAGGUGAACGGUGCAGUUGUAAAAGUGGCCGGAAAAAGAGAAAUUGUUGCUACAGUAAAAACCAAUAUGGGGAAAGUGUGAAGACGCUUUAUUUCAGUUACCUGACUAUUCUCCGUAAAGUAGCAAACCACGCAGCUCUGCUACAGUCAGACACCAGCACCAGCAAAAAACAGGAAGGUCAUAUUCAAAGAAUCUGCAGUGAAGUAUUUUCUAAGUUUCCAGAGUUUAUCCAGCAAACUAAAGAGGCUGCAUUUGAAACUAUUUCUGACCCAAAAUAUAGCGGAAAAAUGAAGGUCCUUCAGCAGCUCCUAAAUCACUGCAGAAAAAACAAGGAUAAGGUUCUUCUUUUCUCCUUCUCCACAAAGCUGCUUGAUGUUCUGGAGCGAUACUGUAUGGCAUCAGGGCUGGAAUAUCAUAGACUUGAUGGAAGCACAAAGGCAGAGGACAGAGUAAAAAUAGUGAAGGAAUUCAACAGUAUGCAAGAUGUAAACAUUUGCUUAGUUUCCACAAUGGCUGGAGGUUUAGGGCUCAAUUUUGUUGGGGCAAAUGUUGUGGUGGUGUUUGACCCAACCUGGAAUCCAGCCAAUGACCUUCAGGCAAUUGACAGGGCCUAUCGAAUUGGUCAGUGCAGAGAUGUGAAAGUGUUAAGGCUGGUAUCAUUGGGAACAGUGGAAGAGAUGAUUUAUUUAAGGCAGGUUUACAAACAGCAACUUCACUGUGUCGUAGUUGGGAGUGAGAAUGCCAAACGCUAUUUUAAAGCUGUACAAGGAUCAAAGGAGCAUAAAGGCGAAUUAUUUGGCAUCCAAAACCUGUUCAAGCUUAGAACUCAGGGAACCUGUUUGACCAGGGCUAUAUUAGAACGUGAAGGUCAAGUAGAAGCUGGAGUCAGAAGUGCCGCUAUGUAUAUAAGUCAGCAAUCCGUUUCAAGUGAUACAACUAUGGACGCAGUUAUUGAUAGUGAAAAGACCGUGAGUUUAAAAGCAGAUGAGCAGUUCCAGAAGCAAGCUUUUGAUUUUAGCAGCGAUAGUGAUGAUGACAUAACUGGUGGUUCAAAAAGAAAAAGUAACAAACCCUCUGCGAGUGGUGACUGUGGUAAGCAGAUCACAUUACAACAGUGUGGAUUUUCAAGAUUGCUAGAGAGAGGAGCAAAAGACCAAGACAGCGACAUUCACCAUUCAGGGAGCUCCAAUAAUGAUUCCCCAUUAAAAACAAGCAAAAAAUUGACCCAUCACAACUUCAGACCGGCCCCUGAUAUAGCUGUACAAGGCCAAGCAAGUAAUAAUCGCAGCUGGAACAUAUCAUCUGACUCUGAUGAAGAUGCAACCUCAAUGACCAGAAUUAAAAGGCAGUUUACUAAAGAAAUCCCUGCUGACCGGGAAUCUGGUAGUAACUCGGAUCAGGACAUCAUCUUGCCCACCCAAGCCCAUACAAGCAGAACCAUAAAAUUUGUGGGGGGCACCAAAUUCAUUGCGGAAUCUGAUGAAUCAGAUGGUGAGAAAACAAUGCAUCGAGCAAGAGACUAUAGUAGUGACUGCAUUAGUGACGAAUCUGAUGAUAUUACAAUACCAAAUAAAUGUAUGUCACAUAAAACUAGUAUCUCUAAGCUGAAAAGGGAGCAUAAAAACCACUCCUACCAUGGCAAACGUGGUGCAGCGAAAGAUUCACAGACUAUAGAUGCAUUCUCUUCAUCUGAUGAUGACAAUCUUCACAACAAAAAAAUGUGUAUUGACCAUAAACAACAGAGAGGCAAAACCAGAAAGCUAAGAAAUAACAUUUGUUCAAGAGUUCAAAACUCUAUAAAGAGGUGUAACCCAGGUGUGGUACGGAAAUCUGCCGGCAUGACUGAGGAUGAGCGUGUCACUGAUACCAUUGUCCCUCUGACACAGAAUGUGGCUUCGUUCGACGGAAUUUUAGGUGGUGUUGCUGAAGUUGCUUAUGUUCACUCAAAUCAAAAUGUGGUUGGAUCAAGCAAAGCUGAGAAUCAUAUGAGCCGAUGGGCAGUAAGAGAUGUGUUUGAACUGAAGCAAUUCUCACAGCUCCCUGCCAAUAUGACCACCCACAAAAUAGAGGAAUGUGAUCUAACCACAGCAGAAGGAUUGUCGCAAGUAGACGUGGUGCAAGACAGAGGCCUGUUACUUUAUCCUUUGUUGCACAAGCAGAAAAAAGUCCAUCAGCUUGGUGAAACAAUGUUUCUGGUUGGUGAAACACCCAAAACAAUUAGAAAGAGGCAUUUUGACAAAAUGGUGGCAUAUUUCAAAAUGGCUUCUGCAGAACAGCUUGCUCAUCAUCUUGUCAACGUCAAAUCUCAUGUGCGACAGACUAUGCUGAGAGAAUUUUAUACCAGUCAGUAUUCUGAGGUGGAAGACCUGUACCCAGUGCAAGUUCAGUUACCUGACAGAAAGAAGAUAGAAAAUGGGCCUAAAGCUAAGAACUACAUAGACAAAAUGGAAAAAAGGAGAAAAAAAUGUAUUAUGGAUUGUCCAAGUCGCUUAGCUAAAGAAGCAGCUUCUGUGGAUUCAUAUGGUAAUUCUAGUAAUAACUGUACAAAAACUUUGGAAUUUAAUGUUAUUGAAGACAACUGUAUUACAUAUACAAGGAUUAAGAAAAAGAACAGCCAUAGAAAUGAGCCGGAACACCUUCCAGACAGGGAUUCCAAAGAGGCAGAGCCACAUACAAGAACGUCUCCUGAGAUAAGCAUCCAUGCCGCACAGGAUCGGUUACCAAAACAAGAAAAUCUGACCAAGAAAAAAGAGGCAAACUUUGUUACGGAAUUGCUGGGUGAUACAUCUAUACUUGAUGAUCUUUUUUCGAAUAGGAUGGCCCGUCAGUCUGCUGCCCUGCCAAUGACUUCUCAGUGUGGCCUGGCAACAACCAAAGCAAAUCACCAUCCUAAAGACUUCUGGGAUAUUCUCACUGAUGAAAAUGAUGAAAGUAUCAAUAGACUCACUGACUUGUCUGUGAUCGAAAAAGUUUGUGAGAGUUCCAUUUUGCCUUCAGUAACUAAGAAGGACAAUUGGGAUAAUUCACUUUGGGCGGAGAAUGAAAACUUCUUAUGGCGGAAAAGUGAGAAUACAGAAAACUGACACACCGUCUCUUGUUAAAUAAUCAGAUCCUGAAUGUGCACUGCUGUUUUCUGCCAAGACGGCUAUCAUGUAUGUCACAUGUUCAUGUUUUAGAGCUGUGAUUAUUUUUACUACAUGAAUAACUUAUUGUGUUAUUUUAUAUGCAAAUAUUUUUAUUUUUCAGCUGACUUUCAGACCUAGAUAGAAAAAAAGAUAAUUCUAAUGGAGUUAAAUUAACGUUAGAUUGUGAACUACUUGGGAUCGAUACGUUUUAUUGACAGUCACUAUGUUGACAAUGACUAUGUCAAUCCCGAAAUGCUGGCAUCACAGUGUCGACAUGUUUCAUUAUACUUAGGGCAUUUUAUUGUAUUACAACUUGUAAAGCAGCUUGUUUAUACUGUAGUUAUAAUUCUGAUAGGGUAAAAAUUUUCUAAGUAGCAAGUUAACCAUGUUGCUGUUAUAGCAUCAGCAUUCCUACAAUGACAUACGGGUCUAUUUACUAAGCCUUAGAUGGAGAUAAAGUACCAGCCAGUCAGCUGUCAUUUUUCAAACACAGCCUGUGACAUGGCAGUUAGGCGUCAAUUGGCUGGUACUUUAUCUCCAUCCACUUUAUCUCCAUCCAAGGCUUAGUAAAUAGACCCCUAGUCACUGUUGACAUAUUGACUGUCAAUAAACUAAUGACAUGCCAUUUAUUCACAAACAAGCUAUCCACACUUUUAAGUGAAUGUAAUAAGCACCAGUGUCAUAAUUUCUUAGUAUAGGCGAUUUUAACACUAAAACAAAGAAUUUACAUUUUGGUAUACCAUGGAGCGGUACAGAGUGAGUGUAAUGCCCUGUAGUUUACUUUUCACGAUUCUGCAUAUUUUCUGGGAAUUCAGGACUCACAAACAGUUUGAAAAGUGUUUUGAGAUUUAUAUAAUGGCAUAGUGUAAAGCCAUAUAGAUCCAAUAACAUACCAUAACAAUUUAUAUCAGUUUUAUACCUGUAUUUGAUCUCUACAGAUACUAACCUUAUAUUUAAUGUACAGUAUACCCUUUGUUCAUUUCAUUUUCCGCCUAUGGGCUCCAUGGAAGCUUAGUUACAGAACACUGUUUCAGAACCACAGAUUUAGCUCACAUCAUUGUGGAGAGAUGUGAUCUAUUCUGCAAGUUCCCUAGCUGUACUUGUGCAUCUGAAUGUAGGCUGCCGUCUAUAAUAACUUGGCAAACACCUCUUAGGUUGAAACAGAUGCUGUUGGGUGAGACUGAAAAGAUUGUUACCAAGCUGCUAUGUAUUUUUCCAGAUAAAUAUAACACAAAUACUAGUCAAAGUAUAAUUUAUCUGUUUUAUUACUGUAUUUUAUACAUUUAUUGGGCGGGAGGGGUAUAUGUGAUAGCUGAUAUGUGAUAUUGCAAUAUUGCUUUUAUCACCUCUUUAUAAUGGGUAAUAUAGGGGGACAUUUACUAAGCAGUGAUAAGAGCGGAUAAGUGAGCCAGUGGAGAAGUUGCCCCAUCAACCAAUCAGCAGCUUUGUAUCAUUUUAUAGUAUGCAAAUUAUAGAUGUUACUUCAGUGCUGAUUGGUUGCCAUGGGCACUUCUCCACUGGCUCACUUCUCCGCACUUAUCACUGCUUAGUAAAUGUCCCCCAUAGUAUUCUAGCCCAGUUGUAGUUAACUACUCCUUUCUAUGCAGUAAGUGUACAAGGUGAAAUAGAGCAAAAUGUGACAGAACACAUUAUUUCUGACAAGUAAUUGGCCAGUCAGGGCAGGGAAUCUUUCACCUUUCAGAUACUUUACUCCAUAUCUAAUUAGAUAUGACCAUUUGCCCAUGUGAGCUUAUUAUCAGUGUCUAUUACUCUACUGCUUUCCCUGUUGCUUGAAUCAUAGCAUUAUAUUAUAUAUUAGAUUAGAUUAUAGCAUUAUACUGAUACUUAUUAGCCAACCAGAAUUGCCAAUCAGUGAAAACAAUUCUGACUUUCCUUAAUUGACUCUUAAGGCACAGCUAGCAGGUCACCAAGAUUUCAGUUUCCACUGAUCAGAGACUUUUGACCAGUGGAUUUAAAGCCUGGUUUAGUACGCAUUUCUAUUAUUGAUUUAAAUCUACCUAUCACAGCUUGCGGUGAAAAGCCUACGUUUAGUAACUCUGGCCCCUGAAGUAUUGCGAUGGGUCUACUGCAGCAAAAUAUACAGAUAACAUGAGGUGCUGGGGCUGUUUCUGAUUUGCACACAGACACGGCCGUCUGUAUGCUAAUGCCGCGGCUGAUUUUGUGAAUACUGAGACAGGUCUUUAGGUGCGGGAUCGAUGCUGCAGACCAUUCAGGCUCAGGCCUAUUAUGUCUGCACAGCACUGCAAAGGGUAGAGUAGCUCUGUUACCCCAUGUGGAAUGCUUCAGCUUCAUGUGCAUUUGGUUGUUAGAAAAUUUGUGAGAAACAUUCCACAAUUUCUGUAUUUCUUACACUGUUUACAUGUUUUAUUAUUGCGAAACUUAUUUUAAACAUGGUUUUUAAUUUUAUUGUUAAUGUGUGUAUUCAUAUAAGGCCAUCAAUAGCAGCUGCUACAAAUAGCGCACACCUGACAACAGUGCAUAAGUGUAGGCUAUUCAUGAGACCUAUACCCCCCUUGUAUAUAGAAGAAAGUAGCAGACUUGCAGAGCUUUCAUCCAAUACUUGAAUCAUUCAAUAAAAUAUUUCAUAUAUAAUGUUUGUACAAAACUGAAUCCACAUGAAAUAAAUUCAGUUCAUGUACUCCUAUAUAUAGCACAUAAUAACUAUAUUCUGGUAGAGCAAGAAACCCAAAGGGACCAACACAGUCCUUUUAACGAGCAAUACCUCCAUACAUUAGUCAAUAUAAUAUACUAUAGAAUGAAAGUAUUACUUAUAUUCUUUCAGUUUAACUGCUUGGUUUGUACGAUGAUGUUCCUAUAUACAAUGUGAUGGAAAUGCUUGGUAUAUAAAAGGAGAAAAUGUUAACAGGCUGUCCAGUGGGGGAGUGGCCUGAGCACAUGCUCACAAUCACUUGCAACCUAUAUAUAUAUAUAUAUAUAUAUAUAUAUAUGUACUGUAUAUUUAUAUGUGUAUAUAUAUAUAUAUGUGUAUAUGUAUAUAUAUAUAUAUGUGUAUAUGUAUAUUUAUAUGUAUAUAUAUAUGUGUGUGUGUGUGUGUACAUGCAUUCAUACACACGUUAUUGUUGUUAAUGAAGUUUUGACUGUUAUUCAGAUUAUAAUUAAUAUGUGAUUCAUCGGAAUACCAAAAUAAAGUGUUUGCAUUUUCUUGUAA